GAAGCGGCGAAUCAGGAAAGGAGCGCGCCACGUUUCAUCCGCUCCCUCGGUUCGGGCGGAAGGACAAUAAAGGAGACCGCACCAGGUUCACCAGGAUGCACCCGGGGACGGGAUGCGGGUGGCCGCACGACGGAUCACACCACCACCGCCCUUGCUCUCGCUUCCGCACGCAACUUCACGCGAGAGAGCGGAGCCGAAAAGUAGCGACGUUCACGCCGCUGAUUCGCCGCCGCGCGACUCCUCCCCGAAGAUAGAUAAGAAGAUGUGGGGAAAUCUGCAGAAAAAAUUGAUGAACAGCGCAGAAAAACAUUGGCGUAUGAGUAUCUCUGUUAUCUGGAAGGUGCAAAGAAAUGGAUGGAAGCUUGUUUGAGAGAAUCAUUACCUCCGACAACUGAGCUGGAAGAGAAUCUUCGUAAUGGAGUAUAUCUGGCUAAACUCAGUCAUUUUAUGGCUCCCAAUGUCUUACCGCUGAACAAAAUCUAUGACUCUGAACAGCGCAGAUACAAAGCUGUAGGAUUGCAAUUUCGUCAUACGGAUAACAUAAAUCAUUUUCUGAAAUGCUUGGCAUCUACGCAACUACCAUUGACAUUUCUGCCAGAAACAACAGACAUAUAUGAUAAAAAGAAUAUGCCACGAGUGAUAUAUUGUCUUCAUGCCCUUAGUACACAUUUAUUUAAAUUGGGGAAAGCACCACCAAUGCAAGAUUUGUAUGGAAAAGUAAACUUCUCUGAUGAAGAGAUAGAUGCAGUUAGUAAAGAAUUGCAAAAAUAUGGCAUUCAACUGCCUCCUUUCCAAAAAAUAGGUGGCUUAUUAACAAACAGUAUUGCUACAAACACAGCUGCUCUUCAUGCUGCUGUGAUUGCGAUUAAUCAAGCUCUGAUAGAUAAUGAUAGCGAUAAAAUUUUACUUACACUUCAAAGUAAAGAGGCACAAUUAAAUAACAUCAAACCUGCUUAUAUUAAAAAAUAUACAGAAGCAUUAUUGGAUGCUAAAAUUGCCAAAACAGAGGCGUCACUUAAUAGAUCUCUCAAUGACAGUUAUGUAGCAGAUGUAUAUGAUGAGCUAUUAACACAAGCAGAAAUACAAGGGCACAUUAAUUAUGUGAAUGCUUCCUAUGCCUUGAAAGUUAUUGUUUCAUCUGUAUUGCAUGAUGAUAUUGAAUUAACAACUGCUUUAAGGGAACCAGUAUUAUCCUUUAAGAAUAUAGUUUCUGAAAAUGUUGAAGAUUACAAACAACAAUUUAUGCUGAUGUUGGACAAUAACCCGUGGAGUGACACAUAUGUAUCUGAAAACAUUCAGUAUUGGACAGAAACAUUUCAGAGUGCGAUUGACAGAGGAAACGAAAAUGCCCAGCGACGCCGCAAACGGGAGAAAACUGUGAAACUGCUAAAUAUGACCUUAGAAUCUGAGGAUAAAAAGAAAUUUUAUGAAAUUUUACAAAGUCCAUAUUUGGAAGUCUCUCAUAUUAUUGAUGAGUAUGCAGUUCCAUUAUAUUACCAGGAGAUGAAAGAUGAUCGUACAGAAUCUCAGACUGAUCUCACUUACAAUGACAUAGUGACUAGUGUACGUCUAUUAACCAUUAUAGCUGCUAUUACUAAAGCAGUGGACACGGAAAAUCCAGAUUUCGUGUAUGAAAAGCUAUCAAACCCGGGUGUAUAUGUUCCUGGAUUGGAUGAAUUUAAUAAAGUGAAGUAUACUCAGAUGUUAGUGACGCUUCGGAAGGUAAAGCUAAAAACUGUUGAAGAAUGUUCUUUACUAACUUAUAGCGACAUUCAACAAUGCGUCUAUUCGGUGAAUGCAGAGUGCGACGAGGAUUUCGAAGUUAUAAAGAUUUUACAGCAGCUAAAUCGAGCUGUAGAGGUGAACGAUCAAGAGACUAUGAUGAAAGCCUUAGAAAUAAUAACCGACAAGUAUGAUAUACCCAAGUUUUCGCACAAUGCUUUACUUUACUUAAAGAUGUUUAAGAAAUGUUUAAAUGAGAAAGAAUCUGAUGGAUCUGACCUAUGGUUGGAUGAUAUUAAAACCAUAGCAAAAACAGUUACAUCUGAAAUGGAAAAAAUCGAAAACAUGAUCCAAUUUUUAUACAAUAUCAACGUCUAUGUGCAAGAUAAUAAUAUGCAAAAAGCUCUCGAGUGUUGCAAAAGCUAUGAUAUGAUUAAAAAUUUUAAAGGGCUUACCAAAGAAUGCCAAAAGAAAUAUUUUCUAGCAUUGCGACAAUUGCAGAAACGAAAGCGCGAAAUAUAUAGAUGCCCGUAUAUUUCGUAUACGACCAACGAAGGAAAUGAAGUCUAUAUCGAUUUAAAAGGCAAAAGAUAUGCAUGGGAAUGUCCAACAGAUAUUAAGAAAACUUAUCAUCUCACUAUAAGUGAUAUAAAUGAAACAAUUGAAUCUAUUAUAAUAGAGAAACGUCAGAAAAAUUAUAUAAAAUACGAUGAAAAAUUACUUACCAGAUUUCAAGCUUGCAUCAGAGGAUAUCUAUUACGUAAAAAAAUGUCUGAUAGAUGCAUUUAUAUCAAUGAUAAUCUAAGGAGUAUCAUCAUGAUACAAGCGUGGUGGAGAGGCGUUAGACAACGUAAACGAUAUCAUAAAUUGUUGAAGGAAAGAGAACGACAAUUAAAUGCAUUAUCACGUCACACUAAAUUGUUAAAUGCAAAAGAAAAUAAUAAAAAUGAUAAAGUAGAUCGAUAUAAGAAAGAGGAAGACAAAAUAAUAAAGAUACAAGCUUUAUGGCGUGGUCGAGCAUCGAGGAAAGCCUUUCAUUCGUUAUUAUAUUCAGAGAAACCAUCAUUCCCCGUGGUCAGGCACUUUUCAACGAUAUUAGGUUUCAGAGCAGAGGAUUACGACAAGGAUUUAGAAUUACAAAAAUUAAAACACGAGGUCGUUCAAUGUAUAAAGCACAAUCAGAAUUUGUCAGAGCAGUUGAAUAACAUGUACAUUAAAAUAGGAUUACUCAUACAGAACAGAAUAGCGUUACAGGACGUGGUAGCGCAUGGUAAGAGUCUGGAUGAUCUCGCGAAGGAACAAAAUGCGAGCAAAAAUCAGAGUCUCUCGUGGGAUUUGACACCGCAUAAGGGUCUCAAAUCAUUGACUAAAGAAGGUCGUAAGAUGCUGGAGGGCUAUCAACACUUGUUCUAUGCGUUGCAGACGAAUCCGCAAUAUUUAUCCAAAUUGUUGUACUUACCGCCUAGUAACAAAUCCAACAAAUUGUUCCUGAAAAACAUCAUCUGGACACUGUUCAAUUUCGGAUCGAAUACAAGGGAAGACUAUUUAUUGCUGAAACUCUUCGGUUAUGCAUUGAAGGAGGAGAUCAAGUGCAAUUGUCAUCAACCUUCCGAUGUGCUGACUGGCAAACCGUUGGUUCGCGAGAUGGUGGUCAAUUACGCGAAACGGUUCAAUGGUCAGGCAUCAUUGAAGCAAAUUGUCGGUCCACUGAUCGAGAAGGUCUUGGACGAAAAGGAUCUGUGCAUGGAGACGAAUCCGGUAGAUAUAUACAAGCUCUGGCGAAAUCAGCUGGAAAUGGAGUCUGGCAAGUCUCUGGAUAUGCCUCACACGGUGUCUCAGGAGCAGGCGCUGAAACAUAUCCCAGUUCAGGAAUCGCUCACGAGAGCGAUAAAUCAGUUGAAGAAGAUCUCUGUGGAGUUUCUCAACAGAAUAACGAGGUCCCGCGAUCUGAUCCCUUACGGGAUGUUGUAUGUGUCGAAGGUCCUCUAUAACUCGCUGACGGAGAAGUUUCCGCUUGCUCCCGAGAAAGAUAUCCUGAAGGCUGUUGGUAAUCUGAUUUAUUAUCACUUUAUCAACGCCGCGAUCGUGGCACCGGAUACCUUUGACAUCGUUACGUUGCCGGUCGACAGAUCCUUGUCCUCCUGCCAAAGGAAGAAUCUGGCUAGUAUAGCCAAAGUGUUGCAAUUCUCCACUUCGAAGAAGGGUUUCGGCGAAGAGGCGCCGCAUUUAGAAUGCUUGAAUCCCUUUAUAAUCGCUUGUCACGAGAAGUUCAAGGACUUCUUCCGAUACUGCUGUCAGGUGGAGGAUCUCGAGGAGCACUUUGAUAUUCAUGAAUAUACGGAGGCCACGCUUAUACAAAGUCCAGAGAUAUGCGUCUCUUUGCAGGAAAUAUGCGAGAUGCAUGCCUUGAUGUUGAGAUACGAAGACGUGAUAGCGCCGGAUCCAUUCGACCCUUUGCACGAUUUGCUGGACGAUCUGGGCCCGGUGCCGACCGUGGCAUCCUUACUAGGAAUAUCCAACGUGGUGUACGAGGCAAAUUUAGCGCGAUACAGCAAGCAGGAGGUAUGCCUGGUGUUGACGAAUAAGUUCCAAGUGCCGCGGAACGACGACACGAAUCUGAACAAUCUCUUCGUGAAGGCGAAAGAAUUACUCGUCUCGGUGAUUUCGUUUUUGAAAAACUCGACCUUGGUAGAAUCCCUGGAGAUCACUUCUUCUCCGAUGUGUGCAAGAUUGUUCGAUUCGUCCAUGUCGGCGACACUUCGCGAAACUUCAUCUAUAAAUGAUUGCAAGAUGCAAUUGCGCGCGUAUCUAAACAAACUCGAAUUGGAAGGAUGGGUGACCCGCGCGGAUGGUUACCAAACCAUCGUAACCGCGAUAGCGAGAGAUAUUUGCAACAAGAACAAGUAUCGCGUCGCGAGGGACAAGGAGCUGCAGACGCUGCGCGCGACCAAGAUGCGAUUGGAGGAGAAGACGAGGUACUAUCAGGAGCAAGUCGAAUUCUACAACGAGUACAUAAGAGGCUGCCUGCAGAAUCUGCAUCGAGGGAAGAGUUCGCUUCGCGCGCAUCAAGCGUUGCAAAAGGACACUCACACCUUGUCCAAACUGCGAACCAAAAUGACGAUCAAGUAUUCCGCCUGGAAGCUGCAGGAGAAGGGCGUGUUGUUGGAGGUCGAUCAGUCCCUGAGUCCUACGGAGAUGAAGAACGUGAUAUUCGAGAUAAGUCCGACGGAGCGAAACGGCGUUUUCUCUGUACGCUGCAAGUUUAUGGGUGUCGAGCUGGAAAAACUUGACAUUAGUAUACAAGAAUUGCUCGAGCUGCAGUACGAAGGUCGCUCCUGCAUGGAUAUGUUUGGCAGAGCGAAGGUCAACGUAAAUCUGCUCUUGUAUUUACUAAAUCGAAAAUUUUACAGUAAAAAGAGUUGAAUUAUUACUUCAGUCGUCGACGCGUCUCCUUCUGUAACGUAGAAUUCACAAGAAUACACCUAUUAUACGUGCAAUUAAGUGUCAGGACGUGUUCAGAGCAAGAAGGAGGAGAGGAGGCAGAAUUUUAUCAUGACAAAAAUUGAAAGGAUUCUUUUAUAAUUUAUUGAGAUUAUUUUCGUCGAUAUAUUUUAAUACAUAAAACGUAACAUGUGAGUCACGAAGUUUAUAAAAAGUUUUACUUUUUCAUCAAAAUAAGACAAUUCAAAUGUUUUCUCUUCGAUUUUUUGCAAGCACAACUAUAAAUUAUCAUUUAUGAUAGAGAUAAUAAAAUAAUAGAUAAUGAGAGAAAUCAAAUAUUUUAUGAUAUUAUAAUUUUAUAUCUUCUGGAUUAUAUCUGAAAGAUAUAUAUGACAUAUUACAUUAGCUUAUCACAUAGUUUGUAUUUAUUUUUUUAUUUUAGUUUUUCUGAUAAUUGAAUAGUCUGUGAGCAACUAAUAUGAUACUCUUAUAGAAUAGUUUCACAAAUAAUAUAAUUUCUAUAUGUGUGUCGGUCUUUUUUAUACAGCAAUCUAUCUAGUCUAUGAUACAGUAUGCGUUUUGUAAAUAAUUGCCUUGUGUAUAUGUGAAUGUUCAAAGUAUCAAUAUCGAAUAUUUACAAAUACAAUUAUUUAUGUAUUCGAAAUAUACAGUGCGAUGGAAGCUUGACAAUGGUCACUUGACAUUGUGUAUAUAGUUUGGAGAAAUUUAUUAAAUUCCUGAUUAUGAAUCUGUA
Messenger RNA from Nylanderia fulva, 5917 nucleotides. Its product is annotated as ras GTPase-activating-like protein IQGAP1. Gene Ontology annotation, molecular function: GTPase activator activity; actin filament binding; calmodulin binding. Gene Ontology annotation, cellular component: cell cortex. Lineage: Eukaryota; Metazoa; Arthropoda; Insecta; Hymenoptera; Formicidae. Gene Ontology annotation, biological process: regulation of GTPase activity; mitotic actomyosin contractile ring assembly actin filament organization. The record is from RefSeq and is a predicted model, not a curated record.